GUACUAUUACUUUCACAGAUAUUUAGCAAUACUUUUGUCUCGCUCUAGCGUUUUCAAAAUAAACAUUAUAAGAGUGAGACAGAUAUACUAUGAAGGUAGUUAAAUUACGUAUGAAAUAAUUGAUUUCAAAGUCCCUCAUAUUUUCAAUCAAUUCUUUUAGAAUUAGAACUUCUAAUAUAGCACAAAUUACCUAGUAACUUCACAAUCUUACUUCGUAAGGAGCUAUAUUAGUCUUGGGGGUCAUACAGUAAGUUGCAAAAGAACAACAAGUCGCCCAGAGCGAAGUGUACCGAACAUAUUCAACUAUUAUCUGUCUCUUUCCCACUCGUACCCUAAUGCGUUGCUGACACAACUUAUUCGCUCGCUCUAAUUUCGUCACCCCACCCUUCGUCACAGUCUUGCUUUCCUAUUUGGUUUUGUAAGCGAGCAGCCAGUGUGGUAAAUUUUAUUGUUAGUGCUAAAAUAAUGAGUAUUAAAAGUGCUUUCCCACUCUAAGUACUUUUUUAGAUUACAUUAUAGUGUAUUAAACAAGUGAAGGUCAUUGUAAAGUAUUUUUUUUGUGCAGUGGAAAUCACUCAAAUGACUAUCGUAUAACAAGGACAAAAACAUCUUCGUAGUGCGGCCCAAAAUGGCUGCUCCAAAUAAACCCUUGAAGUUUGACAAAAUAUGUCGAGCUUGUUUAGAGAUAAAAAAAGACAUGCGACCUCUAUUUGAACAACUGACUGCGACGAUGCUGAUGGGCAUAUCGAAAGUGCAGGUGGCAGUUGGCGAUGGUUUGCCGCCGCAGCUGUGUCUGCAAUGCGUGCAUCAGAUAUCCCGCUGCCACGCCUUCAAAGAGCUCGUGGAGAGGAAUGACGUCACUCUUCGUGAACAUGCCAAGCGGCUCGCCGAGGAAGCUUAUAAUAGAGAGAGGGAAGAGAAAGAGAAGCUGUUAAGUCUGAGCUGCCCGGAGCAGUCUUACAUGCAGUAUAUGGAGGUGCCCAUGUCGAACUCCAGUCAGAUACUGGACGGGUUCUUCGCGGAGACGCCCCAACCAACACCUACUGCGGCAGAAGUCGAGAUAAAGGUCGAUUACGAAGUUGAAAAGAUCACAACUACAGAAAUAGCGACAACCACUACUAAAGACAAGGAAGGCCUGAACUCGGAUGAGGAGAACUACUUGCAGCUGGUACUGUUCCAAGCGACGUCGACCACGUCGCCGGGCAGGCACGUCUGCAACCUCUGCCACAAGGAGUUCAAGCACUCUCGCUGGCUGAAGCAACACAUGCGGUCUCAUACCAACUGGAUCAAGGCGAAUUGCAAGAAACCUCCCAUGUGCCCGAUAUGUGAUAGGACUUUUAAGGGUCCCGGCAUGUUAAAAAUGCACAUGCGUACCCACGAGCAGCGUACUCCCAAACAGCCGACGUGCUCAGUGUGUCAACGUACAUUCUCAACUAAGACACUGCUGUACCGUCAUCGACAAACGCACUUCGAACAGAAAACCCACCUGUGUACAGUCUGUGACAAACGGUUCUACAGCGGAUACGCCCUGCGGUCACACAUGGCGAGACAUCGAGGGGAACGGCCCUACGUCUGUUCAACUUGCCAUAAGAGUUUCUAUAACCCUACGGAUUUGAAGGUCCACUUCCGCCUGCACACCGGUGAGAAGCCGCUGAAGUGCUCGGAAUGCAACAAGACGUUCCGGCGCCACUCGACGCUGUGCCAGCACAUGAAGAAGCACCGCGGCAUUCGGAACCACAUCUGCAAUGUCUGCAACAAGGCCUUCUAUGAGAUCUCCAAACUUAACGCACAUAUGAGAGUGCAUACAGGCGAGCGUCCGUACGAGUGCCAGUACUGCGAGCGCCGCUUCGCGCAGCAGUCGGCCCUCAUCUACCACCGCCGCACGCACACCGGCGAGAAGCCCUUCUCCUGCAAGCUCUGCUCCGCCAAGUUCACCACCUCCUCCGCCAGGAACAACCAUCUCAUCACACAUACUGGGAACAAGAAGUUCGUGUGCCCGGUGUGCUUCAAGGGCUGCAGUUCCCGCGCGGAGCUGCGCGGUCACGCGGCGCGCCACGCGGGCGACAAGCUGUUCGAGUGCGAGCUGUGCCAGCAGCGGUUCAGCUCCGCCUCGCACCUGGCCGUGCACCGCCGCUACCACUCCGCCGAGAAGAAGUACCACUGCCGCGUCUGCGGGAAGGGUUACGUAGAAGCAAGUUCAUAUAAGAAGCACAUGAAGACUCACGAGAAGUCAGAGACGGAGUCGUCCACAUCAGAGAACAGUGGCGAAGCCCCCGCCGCCAAGACUGACGCGCAGGGGAUAGCGGAGCAGAGUGCUGUCGUCGAGGAUAUAGGGGAGGUUCAGGUACAAGUUCAAGGCCAAAUGCAGGAGUCCCAGCAGGUCCUGCAGGUCCAAGGCCAAGCGGAGGUGACUCCAUCAGGCCAGAAGAAGUACAAGUGUGGGCUGUGCGAGAAGACAUACAUGUACCUACAUACACUCAAGAAACACAUGCUUGUGCAUACACAAGACCGAGGCCGCAACUCAGAGCCACUAAUAUUCCUACACCAACAACAACCACAGCAACAGCAACAGCCACAGCAGCAGCCACAGCAGCAGCAACAACACCCGCAACAGCUGCAGCAGCACCAACAGCAGCAAGUCCAGCAAGUGCAACAAGUUCAGCAAGUUCAACAAGUUCAGCAGGUGCAACACCACCAGCAACAGCAACAGAUGCAGCAACAAGUGUUGCAGGUCGGCAACGUGCAACAGCUCGCUGUGCCGAUACAUGCGCAACAUGUACAGCAAGGGAUCACUGUGUCUGGAGUACAGGCGAGUCAGCACCCGUACCCCGUGAUCUCGUCGGUGCAGUCGCUCCAGCUGCAGCAGACUCACCAGGUUAACUCGCAACAGCCGCAACAGCUUCAGGUGCAGACCAUACAGAUUCACCCGCAACACCAACCGAUACAGAUACACGCGGUGGGCGUGCAGCAAGUACAACAGCAACAGCUGCAUGUAGCUACUUCCUCAUGCCAGACAAUGCUACCUAAUAUACUACAGCUGCAACCGGGCACGGUGGCGGUGUCGGGGCUGGCGCAGCCGGAGCUGGGCGGCGUCACGCACCGCAUCAUCCUGCAGCCGCAGCCCGCCGCCGCGCACCCCGCCGUCUACACCAUACACCACUGACAACCACGACAACGCAACACACGCGCUCGAUCCUAUACACCUUACACUUGCUGAGAAUUUACUAUUAUUAUGUUGUAUCAUGUCAGAGUAUGAUUACAGCCACAAACUAGGAAAAGUACCAAGUUGAAUAGAUAGCCGUUCGAUGAACUAGACCUUACUCAAGCUGAGAAUUAACUGUUAUCGUGUUGUAUCAUGCCAGAGGAUGAUUAGCUAAUAGAGAAGGAAAACUACCCAGUCGAAUAGAUAGCAAUAAGUAAAAAUUAUCAACAAGAUUUAAAAACUAGGGAUGUUUUUUCGAAUAAAUUACAUUUAACUGCCAUAUGCUUUGGCACUUUUACAGUAUAUGAUUUAGAACUAUUUGGUGUACUCCAUGCCCGUAGAGGUAGCUGAGUAAAGUAAAAAACAACUAUAUAUGAUACUGUUUUGGUAGUUAACAUUAUAAUAUUACAUGAAGCGUUAAAAGCAUAAAAUAUAUAAUUACGAAAUCUCGCAAGUAGAUUAAUUAGUGAAUGCUAUCUUAAUAAAAUAGAGUAGCUAUUUUUGUCUGCACCUUAUCACUUGUUUCCUGCAUAACUAAAUAUAAUAAAUAGUACCUAGAUGAGAGAGAAGUAUUGUUAAUUGCACUGGUGCCUAAAUAAUUAUAGCUCUAUAGAUUUGUAUGUUUGAAUUUACAUAUAUUAUGUAGCAAUACUUAUGUAACAGUUAUAUUUAGAGUGUUAUGUGAUGUUAGCUUGUAACUACCUUAUUAUGAUGUAUAAUGGAAAGUAAAUUAAAAAUAUAAUAAUGAAAAACACGCAAUAACUAAUUUUAUACUUUAUUUUGUUUUGUUAUGUUUCUCAACCUGUUGUAUACUUGUUAUGAUGUAAUUGUUUGUAUGGAGUAGCAUAAAUAAAACGUCAAAAUACUAAAACUUA
This is a messenger RNA of Trichoplusia ni (cabbage looper), 4077 nucleotides long. Its product is annotated as zinc finger protein 431-like. Gene Ontology annotation, molecular function: RNA polymerase II cis-regulatory region sequence-specific DNA binding; DNA-binding transcription activator activity, RNA polymerase II-specific; zinc ion binding. The transcript has 15 exons. Gene Ontology annotation, cellular component: nucleus. The record is from RefSeq and is a predicted model, not a curated record. The coding region runs from base 629 to 3163 and encodes 844 amino acids. Lineage: Eukaryota; Metazoa; Arthropoda; Insecta; Lepidoptera; Noctuidae. Gene Ontology annotation, biological process: regulation of transcription by RNA polymerase II.